Notothenia coriiceps (black rockcod) is the source of this 4831-nucleotide messenger RNA. Its product is annotated as trichohyalin-like. The transcript has 9 exons. The record is from RefSeq and is a predicted model, not a curated record. The annotation marks the transcript as partial. NCBI's taxonomy places the organism in Eukaryota, Metazoa, Chordata, Actinopteri, Perciformes, Nototheniidae.
GAUGAAGUUCCCUGUGGAUCUCCUGGCUGGUGUCAGCCAAUCAGAGGUGGAGCGGUCGGCCCACGCCUACAUGAACAGCCUCCUCUACAGCGACCCUGACUGUCCGGACCAGCUCCGCCUCUCUGACUCCACCCAGAAAGGCCCCUCGUACGGGGGCCUGGGGGGAUCUACCUCCACUCCAGGCACCCUUUGUAGUUCCUAUUCAACCAGAAGCUAUCAGCUGACUGUCAUGGACUCCAUAUUUGUUAGAAAAAGUCAGCGUGGGAAUGGCUUCGGCCUCCAGAUGCUGGAGGACUUCGUGCUCGGUUCCAAAGAGGACUGUCUGGGUCUGAGGUACCCGCUCACAAAACCCAUGUAUAAAGUGUGUGAGAAGUACCUGUGCCAGUACCCAGAAGACACACAUCUGCUGUGGGAGGUAGAGAGCAUCGGGGCCCCCAACCAGAGGACCAACAUCUCGAGCAGGAUCCAGGCCAUGGAUCAAAUCGUAUCCAAGAGUCUGACGUUCACAGAGGAAUCCCUGGUGAUCACUGAAAAGGAUGUGGUGAUGGAGGCAAUAAGCACUCAAAUAAAAGAAGCUGAAUCUAUGGAAUGCACAGUUGAAAUUGUGGAGGAAGUGACCGUACUGAGCGCUACCAAAGUUUCUGAGGCGGAGGUGCCCCUUACAGCCCGGGGAAGAAGCAGUGGCUCCAAACGAAGGAAGAUGGUUGAAAAAAUUGCAGAGGAUAAGUCCGAAAAAAUAAUCAGAAUUGAGGAUAUCGAAGCAGAAACCCCCAGAGAGGAGCACGUUGCUGAAUCUCUCCAGACUGAGGAUGUGAUCAGUGUUGUGCCUGAAGAACAAGGACAGGAUGUAGUUGAUACAGAAGCAACUAUAUUGGACCAACCAGACGGAGGCGAUGCCCCCCAGGAUCUGAAUACCUGCUCUCAUGACUCUCAGAUAGCUGUUGAGAAUGUGGCAUCGGGAAUCGAGGAAGAUACUGCAGUGCUGCCGCUCUGUGAAGACAUUUCAUUGGUACCCAAGGAAGCAGAAACUCUGCACAGCGUGGAACGGGCAGCAAUAGUUGAACAGCAAGUGGUCAGUUCAUCAACACAUGCAGCAGCAGAGAACGGUGAAGCUGAAGAAACAAGAGGAGCCGUUGUAAAGGCCAAAAAAGCUGCGCAGAGUAAAACCCCCAGACGCAAAUCUACCCGUCACAGCAAGCAGGAGGAGGAGGAGGAGGAGGCGAAGGAGGGACCUGCAGCCCAGGAAGGACGGAUCUCUCUGAGAGGAAGAACUGUAGUGAGCACACCCAGAACCACACGGAAAUACACACGACGCAGCCAGAGAGUAAGGGAGGAGGUCGAUGGAGUUUCUACACCUGAAGCUGUCACUGAGGGAGAAGCACAGGAGGAAAAGACCUCCGUAAAAGAGGAUGUGGUUGUGGUGGAAGAACUGGCCGAAGACAAGCUGGAAGAAAAUGAAGAGGAGACAGAGAAACAGCAGGAAGAACUGGAGCUUACAGCAGAGACCGCAGCAACACAGGAUCACGAGGAGGAAAAGGUUACGGAUGAAUGUGAGAAAAAACAAACGGGUGAUGAGGCGUCACAAAAUAAACCAGAUGUCUCUGUUGUACAGAAGAGAGCUCUGAGAGGCAGAUAUAAAGUCGCUACCAAACAAAGCCAAGAUCACCAGCAGGUAGAAGAAGAAGAGGAAGCAGACAAAACAGAAGGAGAGGUAUCAACCGAGAAAAAGACUGUAUCGGUAGAAGAAACUGUUCCAAAGGCAGAGGAAGUUGCUCCUUCUACUGAGGUGAAGGUGGAGGAGGGCAAGGAGGUGCAGGUAGAGGAAGAGACUACAGAACCAGAGGAAGAGGCAGUCUGUGACACUGCUGUGGCAGAGGACGUGACACAAGAGCCUGACACAGCUGCUGCUGCUGCUGCUGCUUCAGAGACAGUCACACCUGAGGAGGCUCCUAGAGAGACUGGAGAGCCUCAGGAGAAGGACAUCAGCUCUGAAAUCCCCAAGCUCCAGAAAGCCACUGUGAUCUUGGUGGACAUAAAAACAACGAGCCAUCAUCUGAGUGCGAAGGAGGCAGAUGAAGCAGUGGAUGGAGAGGCUGCUGCUCCAGAAGAGCAACACGAAGAGGAGGGUGGAGGGAAGCAGGAACACAUUUCAGAGGGAUCUGCAGAGACUGACGAGAAGCAAGAGCUUGAAGACAAUUCUGAAAAAGCAGAAGAAAAACAAUCUGCCAUUGUGGCAGAGAAAGAAAUGGUUAUUGAAACAAGAGAAGAAAAGUCAGCAGAGGAAAGUGAAGGCCAGCAGCAGCAGGAGGAGGAGGAGGAGGAGGAGGACACCAUGGGGGAGGAUAGUGGUGAACAGAAGGUGGAGGAAGCAGAAACAGACCCUGCUGAGGAGGAGCAGCGUGAGGCGGAGGAAGCAGUCACAGCUCCAGAGGAGUCUGCAGAUACAGACAUCUGUGCAGAAAGAGAGGAAGACGUCCCAGCAGGAGACCACGCUAAAGAGAGUCUUCCACCAGCGGAGGAAGGUGAUGAGCCAAUGAGCCUGGAAGAGGAAGAAACACCAGUUGUAGUGACCAGAGCUCUGAGAAACAGAACCAAAACAAGCGCAGCUACACCAAGACACACAACAAGAAGCAGGAAGGAAGUGGAUGCAGAAAACAGUGAGGAAGAGGAAGAACCGGCAGUGACCACAUGGACACUGAAACGUGGGAGGGAAGCUAUCUCUGACACACCCAAGUGCAAGUCUAGAAGAAGCCGUAAACACGUCCAAGAAGAAGAGGAAAGUGUGGAGGAAGCAGAAGCAACAAAGGAAGACGUUAAACACGAAGCUCCCUCUGAAGGAGAGGAACGUUUGGAGCCAAAGGAAGGUGUCGAGAAGGCAGCUGCAGAAAAGAGUACUGAUGGAAAUAAUGAAGAAGAAGCAGCAGGGCUCCGAUCAACAGAGGAGCCACCAACAGAAGAGGACAAGGAGGAAGCCUCAGAAGCUGAUGCUGAGAAUCCUUUGGUACAAGAAGGAGAGCCUGACCUUGCUGCUGAUUCGGCUGUGCUCGCAGCUACUGAACAAGAGGCUUCAGUGGAGGAGCAACCUGGUGAGGAAACUGCCCCCCAGCUUCCUGAUCUCCAAGAGACACUGCUGGAUGACGCCCAGGAAGAAACAUCAGCAACGCUUCAGGAGAAUGCUCCUGAGCCGGAGGUGGUGAAGGUGGAAGAGGAGAAAGGGGAAGCAGUGACAGCACAAGCUACAGAAGAGGGUGAACGUUCUAAUGAAGUGGACCAGGAAGCUACAGUCAUCGAAAGCAGAACAAGGAGAAGUAGUAGGAAGCAAGCGGCCGAAGCCACGCCAAGAACCGGAGCAGCGAGAAGCAGACAGAAAAAGGGGGAUGGAGAAAAGGAGGCAGCUUUUGAAACCCAGGAGGAGGAACCGGCUGUUCAAGUCAGGGUUCUGAGGAGAGGAAGGAAGAAGAGUAUCCCUUUUGCACAGACAAGAACAAAAAGCCCCAAGAAACCUGAAGAAGAAAAAGAAGAAGAGGGGGGAGAUGUUGCAGAGGAAGAGGGGAAAGGGACAGAGGUAGAGAAAGAGAAGGUGAGGGGAGAGGUAAAGGGAGAGGAAGAAAAGCGGGAAGAGGUUUCUGCAGCAGGAGAUGAAGAGUCAGAGAACGCAGAACAGGCGGUUGAUGAGGAGCAGGGGGGGGGAGGGGAGGAAAGGGAUGAACCUGUCCCAGAGGAAGAGCAGGCAGGCGAGGACACAGAGGCUGCAGAAGAAGCUGUCCCAACACCGGAGACAGUGGAGGAGGAACAGCCAACCUCCACAUCUGAAGGAGCAGUGAGUGCCCAGGAGACCAUGGAGACAGCAGAGGACGACAAGGCCAAAGGUGCGAGGUCUGAGGAGGAGGAAGCAGCAGGAGACACACCUACUGUAGAACAACAAGAUGACGAGGAAGAGGAAGAGGUAGCUGGAGGAGAAAGCGCAGAAGAAGAAGAACCACAAGUAGCAACAAGAGUUCUGAGAGGUGGAAGGAAGUCUGCUGCAGCGAGACGUUCCUCCAAGAGAGCCCGCACACAGCGGCAGACAGAGGAAGGAGCUCCUGAAGAGACAGAAGCAGAGGAAACGGAAGCUGUGCCGCAGGAAGCUGCAGACACAGAGGUCAGCACAGACGAGAAAAUCGAGGAAGAGGAUGGAGAGGAAGCUGCAGCUCAGGAAGAACUUACAGAGGUAGAGAAGGGAAAAGAAGAACCUGUGGCAGAGCAAGAGACGGUUGGAGAGGAGGAGUGUGCUUCUGUUGAAGAAACAGCUGCAGACAGGCUGAAUGCUCGACAACAAGAUGACGAGGAAGAGGAAGAGGUAGCUGGAGGAGAAAGCGCACAAGAAGAAGAACCAGUUAUAGAAACAAGAGUUCUGAGGAAGGGAAGGAAGUCUGCUGCUGCAGCACCUAGCCGUACAUCCAGAAGAGCCCAACACCAGAAAGAGGAAGAAGCUCCUGCACCUGAAGACACGCAAGCAGAGGAAGAGGAGGAAGCAGAGGAAGAAGAGGCACAGCAGGAAGAGGAGGGAGCAGCAGUGCCUGGAGAAGACAGUGAGGAGGCUGAGGAAGAGGAGACAAACACAGCUGAGGAAGAGGAGAGCACAGUCAUUGAAGGAUCUGCUGCAGAGGCUCUAAGUGAAGAUGAAUCUGGGAAGGAAGAGGAAGAAGCAGAAAGAGCUCUCAGGAGAAAAGUGGAAACACCUCCUUCAUCCUCUCCAAAAUCCAAAAGACAGAAAGACAAAGAAGUAGAGGACUCGCCGCGGAGAUCCGUACGGAAGAGGCCAAGAGUGGACUACAGUGAGAACGAUGAG